Molecule: messenger RNA, 1639 nt
Organism: Drosophila erecta
Lineage: Eukaryota; Metazoa; Arthropoda; Insecta; Diptera; Drosophilidae
Exons: 2
Coding region: 5-1633 (542 amino acids)
Source: RefSeq, a predicted model, not a curated record
AAAAAUGAAAAAGGAAAGGGAACCGGGUGAGCACUGCGUCUACCCACGUAACAUGUCGGAGGCUCGCCGGUGGCAGAACCUGGCCAACCUCAGCAGCUUUGACGUGGACCCUGAGUCGCUGUGCCGGCACGGAUGCGUUUGCGCCUCCCACUUGGACAGCCAUGGAUACGGCUCGGAAUCGGAGAGCUCGUGUAGUGCUGCUGGCCGGGCAAGGGCUCCAGCUGGCUUGCAGAAUUGGAGCUCUUCGGUUUCGGACGCCGGCCGUGGCUAUCUCAUCAACAAAAAGGGUAUCGAGCGAGCGCAGAACCAAAGCAAACACAGUUUGGGUUCGGAGAGGCAGGAGUUUAGCAGCGCAAACAGAUGUACUAAUGGUUACUGUCGUUUUCGAAACACCUGCAACAGUAUGUUCCCGAGUAAUCCCCAUACGUACACCCAAAUGGGACAGAAGUAUCCUAAUCCACAGGCGCCAAGGGCCACCGGUUUAGACAACAAAAAGCCUCCUCCUAUCAAAGUAAAUCCAAGGGUAAAUAGACCGUCCUUUGGAGCUGUAAAUUGCACCUGUGAUGGUUGCACCUGCACUUUCUGCCCAAUGCAAGGGAUCAAGAAAGCGAGAGAAUCUUUAAAAGAAUCAGGCAGCCAAGAAAGUAUAAAUAAGGAAAAAAGGAAGGAUAUUUCAAAAAGUACCCCGAAAAAUCCGAGAUCCUGUGAACGUCUUACUUGUCCAGCCUUCAGGUCAAUGGAGUUGAAGACUCCAGCAGAUGAUUUCCGCACCACGCCUUGUAGUCUAAACUACCCGGUAUCGCCAACUUCACGAGGAAACAACAGAUUUACGAAUUCGAUAAAACAGCAAACCACAUCGCAAAAGCCAGAGCUGAAGAGCGAAUGCUGCCAGGCUUGCAUUACCCAGCAUUUGAAGGAUCAGGAAGUGCAGUGCUCAACGGUAACUUUGCAGACUCAGAGCUCUUCCCCUGUUAGUCGACCCAGGAUGGCCGCGUCGUUCAGCCAUCAAACUGGAAGCUCAGCGACGGGCUUCUCUGCCGGCUAUACCACUAAUUCAAGUAACUUUACGUGUGGGGGCGGCGAGAGAAGAACGUCAAAUGCUAUCAACGUGCUGCUUAUGAACGGCACCCGAAAUAAUGACUAUGAAGAUUCAUGCUGCUCUCCGGCCAAGCAACGUCCCAUGGCUCCGCCUCCGGAGAUUUGUGUUCAGGAGUCCGAUCUGACCGAAUGCAACGAACGUGCUGUAUUCCCGGAGAUCGACAAGCCCAAUUACAGAGUUUGCCGAUCCUCGAACGAGACCAACGUUCUGGUACUGGAGGAGGGUCCUUUGGAUAAAUGCAACACCAUCGCAGGGGAGGAUGCGAAUACAGUAGAUAGCAAGACGCAGAGUCAUAGCGAUGCUCAGCAAAAUCCCAACACGAGUAAAGAGCAACAGAAUAAUUCUCAUACCAACUGGCUCGAGUCCGCAGCCACAAAUAACUUCACCAAGGUUCUGGAAUUGCAGAGAUCUCGCAUCAAGGAGCUGGAGAAUCUGCUGGAGCAGCACAGCCUUCUGCAGCAGACCAUCCAGCACAAGGUUGCGGAGCUGCAGUGCACGGAUAUACCGGAUCCUAAAAAUAAAACUAAAUCAUAAACCAAA